GGCUACGUGAUUCAUCUCUUCUUUCAACGUCAUUUUCAAAGCAUCCAGUAUCGAGAUUCCAUUGUUGUACGAGUUAAUAACAAUAUUGGUAAAAUUCGUCGUCACCGACUUGGAUAUUCAAUUCCAAUUUUGGACAUGUAUCAAGUUGUUCCAUU
Messenger RNA from Ambispora gerdemannii, 155 nucleotides. The record is from the annotation of a GenBank genome assembly. Lineage: Eukaryota; Fungi; Glomeromycota; Glomeromycetes; Archaeosporales; Ambisporaceae.